This is a messenger RNA of Bombus pyrosoma, 638 nucleotides long. RefSeq lists its product as uncharacterized. The transcript is spliced from 2 exons. NCBI's taxonomy places the organism in Eukaryota, Metazoa, Arthropoda, Insecta, Hymenoptera, Apidae. Bases 49 to 393 code for a protein of 114 amino acids. Gene Ontology annotation, molecular function: nucleic acid binding. The record is from RefSeq and is a predicted model, not a curated record.
CGAAAUUAAAAACCGGCAACGGACGAAGCGUCUAUUGCACCUGCAUCGAUGACCUGGUACCAGGCGAAACGGUCGACGUGCCGAGUGUGUACGUACUGCCCAGUGACUGUGAACGCGUUUUUCCCGUCAUCUCGCGGCACGACAAUACACAGCCUUACAAUGCAGUCGUUGGCCAACAAUUCUCGGAGCAAAAAAGGAGUCACAGCGUUGUAUCAUCCUCGCUACGCUCCAGACUUGGCUCCAGUACACUAUUUUCUGCUCGCCCGGCUUAAAUUAAGGCUGAAAGGCAGACACUUUACGAACGCUGCCGAAAUUCAACAAACCAUGAAGACGGUUCUCAUUGCGAUCACGCUCCACGUGUUUUCCGCAGCCAUUAAUAUACCCCGUGAUUAACGCUUUGUACCAAUAACCAAGCCAAGACGCUGUGAACUAUGAGUAAUUAAUUUCCUCGAGGGAUCUCUAUUUAUGUCGAAAUUGAUCGUGAAAUUUCUUUUAUCGCAAAGGAUUCGUGCGAACGGUACACGCGAAGUUAAUGGAAUUCGAAUUAGCAUUGCAAAGUAACUCAAUAUAUUUUCUUAUCCAAUCGCAUUUAACAAGAUUAACCUGUUUACAGAUUUAUUUACGAAAGAUGGUUGUAU